CACUUCUUUUGCUUUGGCUUCACGAUCCCUCGCUGCUUCUUUCUCUCCAUCCUUUCUUCACUUCAAUUGUACAAUACCAUUGGCCAUUCUGCUCCCUCUCGCAACCACAGCAGCACAGCAUUGCACAGCUCAGCACAGCACCGGAGCCCUUCCGUAGCCCCACUGUCUCAGCAAUCGUCAAUAUGUCUGAGAUUACUCACCCCACCAUCAAGGAUGGCUGGUUCCGCGAGAUCUCCGACAUGUGGCCUGGCCAAGCAAUGACCCUCAAAGUCAAGAAUGUCCUCCACCACGAGAAGAGCAAGUACCAGGACGUGCUCAUCUUCGAAUCCACCGACUACGGCACCGUCCUGGUUUUGGACAAUGUCAUCCAAUGCACCGAGCGGGACGAGUUCGCAUACCAGGAGAUGAUUACUCAUUUGGCAAUGAACUCCCACCCAGAUCCCAAGAAGGUCUUGGUAAUUGGUGGUGGUGAUGGCGGCGUUCUGCGGGAGGUCAUCAAACAUGAUUGCAUUGAGGAGGCGGUCUUGUGCGAUAUCGAUGAGGCCGUUAUCCGCCUCUCGAAGAAAUACCUCCCUGGCAUGGCCAUCAGCUACCAGCACCCCAAGGUCAAGGUCCACGUGGGAGACGGCUUCAAAUUUCUGGACGACUACAAGAACGAAUUCGAUGUUAUCAUUACCGAUUCGUCUGAUCCAGAGGGGCCAGCAGAGAGCUUGUUCCAGAAGCCAUACUUUGAAUUACUCUUCGGAGCUCUCAAGGAAGGCGGAGUUAUCACCACACAAGGUUCUGAGAACCAAUGGCUGCACCUCCCACUGAUCACCAAGUUGAAGAAGGACUGCAAGGAGGUCUUCCCAACCGUUGAAUACGCAUAUACCACCAUCCCCACCUACCCAUCUGGUCAAAUCGGCUUCAUGGUCUGCUGCAAGGAUGCCAGCCGUGAUGUUAGCAAGCCGCUGCGCAAGUGGACUCCUGAGGAGGAGGAUAAGCUUUGCCGAUACUACAAUGCCAAGAUCCACGAGGCCAGCUUCAUUCUGCCAACCUUUGCUCGCGUUGCUCUUCAGUAGAGAGGGAGUUGAGUGGGGGAGUGGUGGGGAUUGGUGGGCAAGGAGAGACAUUUGCUGGGCUGCUAUGAUACCAUGAUGACAGGAGAGACGAGGUCCUGAUGACAUAAAAGUGCUUUUGGCGUUGCUCAUCCGUACUGGGAAUCCAAGAAAUCACUAGACCUGCAUUACACUGCAGAUAUUGCGAAGUACUCCAUAAAUACAUUGCAUUCACUUCUUCUCGUUCUUUGGAACUUCUCGGGUCAGAAUAGAGUUCGAACCGCUUGUCUUUCAACUUGUCAUCAUGACCAAGAGCUUGGAAACUUUCUUCCAAGUCCACAGAUCGCAUUUGCAAUACUAAUUGAGGCCGGGCUAUCGCUCGCUAAAUACGCAAAACCAGGCAAUCAGGUUACACAGAGACAAUCUGAUACAGCGGCAGCAACAUCAUCUCUGCCACGUUGUACCCCUGACCACAUCGGUAUUUGCC
Hyaloscypha bicolor E is the source of this 1524-nucleotide messenger RNA. Its product is annotated as spermidine synthase-like protein. Gene Ontology annotation, molecular function: spermidine synthase activity. The transcript is spliced from 4 exons. The record is from RefSeq and is a predicted model, not a curated record. Gene Ontology annotation, cellular component: cytosol. Lineage: Eukaryota; Fungi; Ascomycota; Leotiomycetes; Helotiales; Hyaloscyphaceae. Gene Ontology annotation, biological process: spermidine biosynthetic process. The coding region runs from base 183 to 1061 and encodes 292 amino acids.